Messenger RNA from Chara braunii, 1815 nucleotides. The record is from the annotation of a GenBank genome assembly. NCBI's taxonomy places the organism in Eukaryota, Viridiplantae, Streptophyta, Charophyceae, Charales, Characeae.
CUGUCGUAUUUGUGUUUGCGAGGAACUCUCGGAAUCAUGGCGAACGGUGGACAAGGAGGAGCACCGGAUCGUAAUUGUUACAACGGCGGCCUUUUUGGACAUUUUACCCGAUGGUGCCCCUUUCCCCGCAACAAUGGGUAUGGAGGUGCUCCAAGGAACGACGGAUACGUGCAGGGUAACGGAGUUGGACAGCGCAAUGAUGGCUAUGUGCAGGGGCGUUCGAUACUACCACCGCCGCUGUCUCCACCUCAACCACCCCAGCAGGCUCUUGCGCUGCAAGCGUCUUCUUCGAUCGUACAACCACUGAUUCUACAGGGUCCUGCUUCAGCUUCGGCGGUCUCCAACGCCAUCGUCCCUUACCAACCCCCUCGCUUCAAUGGGGGGAACGCUCCUCGAGUAUGGAACAAUCGUCCGCAGCAGCCGAGUGAGGGUGAGGCGAUGCAAAUCUUACGCGAGAUGUGGAACGACCGGCGUGAAGAGAGAGAAAGGAGGCGGGAAGAAGAGGACCGUAGGUUGAGGGAAGAACAGGCAAGGCAAGCACGGGAAGAAGAGAAAAAAAGACUGGAGGAUGAGGAGAAGAGGGAAGCCGAUCGUGAGGCGAGAUUGGCUAGAAUCUUCCGAGAGCAAAUGGAGGCUAUGGAAGCCAACAAAAAGAAGGACGGUGCAUCUGACGCAAGCAAGACGAAUUGGGAGAAGAUUGAUCCGGCCGCACAGGAGGGUGAAGUAAAGAAAACGGGUGAAGGGAGUGAGAACAGGAAGUGCGACCAAGGUGCUAUGGCUGACAAUGAAAAUACCUCCCAACAGCAAGGUAGUGGGAGGCCAAGGGUCGAGAAUGGAGCUACCCCUCUCGACACAGGCUUGCUUAGAAUGAAUAUUGACGGUGUUAGGAAAGCGCAAGAGGGGCAAGCGUGUAUGUUCCAGCAGAUGUUAGGAUCCCUCGAAGCUAUCAAGCAGCAAGGAGCUGUUCUGGCCGCUCACACGAUUUCUCCUCAGUUUCAGGCACAAGGCAUGCCUCCUUUUCCGAUUCCAAACCCACCUGCUGCCGCUUCCAGCGCUCCUGCUCCUCCAAUCUACCAUCCUCCUCCAGUCCCUCCACCUCCUGUUCCCGCUUCCCAACCAACAGCUUCGCAACCAUCUGCUUCCCAACCUCCCCCUCGCGCUCCCCCUCCCCCUCCCCCUGCUAACCCUCCUGCUGCCCCUGGGACACCUGUUCCCACUACCACUCCAUCUAAUCCUCCUCCGCCUGCCCCUACUAGACGAACGGCAGCGACGGAACCUGGUCCCUCUAGGGUCCGAAUGGACCAAUCUGAGACUCCCUCGAGAGGAUUCUCAGCCAGGUUAGUAGGGAUGUUUGCCUCUGUGGCUGGGAAUGGCGGCAAAAGGCGUGCGUUUGGCAUUACGAUUAGAGAUGAACCACCCCGGCAAGAGAUGGGGUUUGAUUGGAUUAAGCAUGGAAAGAAGGCAGCGGUCGCCGACCGCGACAAGGAAGGAAGGAAGAAGUACGUUAAGGAGCUGACCGAAAUGCUGUUUGGGAAAACCAAACACGAGCUUGAAGAACUCUGUAAGAAGGACAAGAUUAAGUAUGUGAACAAGAAGAUUAUCAGUGUUGCACUGACACGUCUGCGUGCGGUGGAGGCUUAUGGCGAGUACGAGGAUGAGGAGGAGGAGGAAGACUCCGAGGAGGAUGUUUAAGAAGAUAACCCUUCUUAAUGAUCUGUGGACGUCCGUUCCUCCUGGGCUUCUCUCGAAAAAACUAGAUCUGAGCGGAAGAGGAUCGGUUGGCAUGGUAAGGAAACAUUCGAUCUGCACCAAUUA